AGUACUUAGUUUCUUUUUCAGAUCAACUGGUUUUUUGCCCGUUUUUGACCCCUUCUUUCACAUUUUUAUUUUAAGCGUCCUUGUCUUAUAUUCUUGGGCAGACACAUCAGUACCUGAAGCUCGUGGGGAUCCUGUCCUACCUUCUGACUCCCCAUCAUGAUUGGGUCUCGUGUUUUGUAAUCUCAGGCGGGGGACUGGUGGCCACCUUGGGGUUCUAUCUGUGGGACUCCUGGGUAGUCUGCAGGCACGCCCCUCCAGAUGGGUUUUGUUUUUGUUCCCGCCAGGAGUCCCGGCCUGAAUCCAUUUUGGGUGGUUCUUAGCUCUGUCCUAUGUGGCGCCAUUUUCGGCAAAAGCCGAAACCCCCUUUAUUGCUGAUGUGGCUUUUUCAGCUUUCCAGUGUUGUUUCUGGGGCUUCCCUUUUCUUAUACGUUGGUUAUCCAUUUAUUUUUUUUUUCCCUGCAGUGCUAGGCGUUCUUUAGUGGGAGGACUUUUCAAGUUCACAGACAGUAACAUUGCUGGAAAUGGAAUUUUGAACACCCGUCCCAAGUGAUCCAGCUCAGGGCAGGAAGUUGGCCUUCCAUCUUGCCCAAGACUGGAAACUGCAGGUGGAAAAUUCUUCCCCACCCAGUUCUACAGGCCCUUGGCCGACGAGUGGGCAUGCCUGAGCUGUCAGGCUAAUUCUUAGGAAUGUCCCAGGUCGGUGCAACCUCCUUCUCCGUGCUUCCGCCAGGCCUUUUCAGGACAGCAGGAAAGAAGCCCUCCCCGCCUGCACUCACUGCCACGUAGACCACAGUCUGAGGCCUCCCCGCCAGGCCAGGUCAUGUGGGACCUGGGUUCAAACCCUGCCUGUGUUUCUUAAUUCUGGUGACUUUGGACAAGUGACUUUUUCCGUCUGAAAGUAGCCUCAGUAACCACUGCAACCAUAACCACCACAGCAAAGUUACUGAAGCAAUCCCCCUGGGCAGAGUUUUGCUCAUUUAAGAUCUUUUGCUGAUACAGACAACAAGGCAGCGAGGAGCUCUGGAUCAUGUCCUCACUCCCCUGUGUAGGACGGGUUCUGAAGCAGGUCGCCAGGACCAAAGGGAUGGGAUUUAGGUUCCUUAGGAGACGGGCAGCUGCUGCCAGCUUACACUCCUGCCACAGCAUGAGAGUGAACCUGUGUUGUCGCGUGUACCCCCGCCUUGUGAAAGCAAACUUCUUGAUUUUUGUCAAUCAUGGAUGCAGUCUCACCUGAGUUUUAGCUCGGUCUCACCUGUGUGAGGUCAAGCGUCUCUUCAAAUAUGCACAAGCUAUUUGAAUUUCUUUUGCCUCAAAAGCUUUUGCAAGCUCCUCAGGGCGAGGUACCAUGCUGAACACUAAAUGCACCUCUGUCCUCAGCAUUUCACCUGGCUGCAUUUCACAGGUGAGGGACGGAGGCUCACUUCCCGGAGGUCACGGGCUGGGUGUAGAAGUCAUUGUGACCCACAGCUGCCUCUGUAACCCAGUGGGAGUCGACCUUCCCUCUCGUUCUGAUGCUCUGGACACAAAGACAGGGCUGAGGUCUCAGGGAGCCUUCUAGAGACAGGAGUCCCAGCAGGGUGAGCUUGAUGCCCCCUGGGUCUCAGCUCUUGGCUGUCCCUGGGCCACUCCUUUUUCCUGUUUUGACACUGGCUCAGCCAGGCCCGGAGAUGGGCUUGACAUCUUAAUCCUCCAGGCAGGAGCCAUGAUGGAGGAGUCUCCAUUAGCUAACCCUCCUGCCAACCCGCCUCCUUCCCGCACACACACCCACUCCGCCUGGCACCCAACAUGGGGGCUCCUGAGCCUCAGCACCCUGCCUGCAUGGGGAAGGCCCCCACUGGGGGACCCACAGAGACCCCCCCACCUCUCCUUCCAGACAGCAGGUCUGGUGGGGACCCCCGUUGCUUGCCCUGGGCUGGGCCCUGGCUGCCACCGUAACUCUCAUAAAUCAGGGGGCAGAGGGGGUGUCGGAAAUGGGUCUGUGGAAUGUCUGGACGAGGGGCGUGCCCUUAACUCUUAGAAGGACGAGAUGCAGGGCAGUGGGAGCUGGCCUGCCUGGGUCUGAGGACACAGGAGAUGAGCUGGUGGAGAACACGGGGUCCUUCGUGCCCGAGCAGUGGCUGGCAGCGAAGAGGUUAUUACCCAGCCCAGAUGGGGGAUAAAGUGAGGGCACUGGGCAUCCCCACCUUCAGGCCCUGCCGUCACAAUGGCCCCAGGAAGAGUCCUGCUCUGCUCUCUGCUGCUCCUGUCGCUGCAGCCGGGCCUCGGCAGGGGCCCUGGUGCUCUUGGGUCUCUGUUGGUGGAGGGAGCAUUCUCCGGGCCAGCUGCAGGUGAGAGGACCUGGAGGCCACAGCCAGGUGCCCGCCUGCGCCGAGCCCCGGCCGGCCCCUGCCAGUUGUGGAGCCUGUCCCUGCCGGUGGCGGAACUGGGCCUGGGCUACACUUCGGAGGAGACGGUCAUCUUCCGCUACUGUGCUGGCAGCUGUCCCCGAGGUGCCCUCACCCAGCACGGCCUGACGCUAGCCCGGCUACGGGGCCAGGGCCGAGUGCAUGGUGGCCCCUGCUGCCGGCCUACCCGCUAUGCCGACGUGGUCUUCCUUGAUGACCACCACCGCUGGCAGCGGCUGCCCCAGUUCUCGGCGGCUGCCUGCGGCUGUGGUGGCUGAGGGUUCCCAGCCUGGGGCCCUGCCGCCACACCAGGGGUCUGCUGACUUUAAAUUUAUUAGCGACUUAGAUGCCAAGAGGAUGAGAAGGGGGGUGGGCUGGGGCUGUGAGCAAAGAACACAAUAAAGGAAAUUGCUCCUGG
Molecule: messenger RNA, 2802 nt
Organism: Pteropus alecto (black flying fox)
Lineage: Eukaryota; Metazoa; Chordata; Mammalia; Chiroptera; Pteropodidae
Gene: PSPN
Product: persephin
Exons: 2
Coding region: 2204-2662 (152 amino acids)
Molecular function (GO): glial cell-derived neurotrophic factor receptor binding; growth factor activity; receptor tyrosine kinase binding
Source: RefSeq, a predicted model, not a curated record